Messenger RNA from Boleophthalmus pectinirostris (great blue-spotted mudskipper), 2245 nucleotides. RefSeq names its product GTPase IMAP family member 7-like. Bases 12 to 839 code for a protein of 275 amino acids. Gene Ontology annotation, molecular function: GTP binding. NCBI's taxonomy places the organism in Eukaryota, Metazoa, Chordata, Actinopteri, Gobiiformes, Gobiidae. The record is from RefSeq and is a predicted model, not a curated record. The transcript has 2 exons.
CUCAGAGCAACAUGGGCAAUCGAGACUCACUUCCAGCAGGUGGCGCUCUCAGGAUCGUGAUGAUUGGAAAGACGGGCGUGGGUAAAAGUGCUGUGGGAAACACUCUCUUGGGCAAGAAGAUCUUCAAGUCCUCCACCGGUGCCAAAUCUGUGACGGAGUACUGUGAGACGGAGAGGGUCCGGAGCCGGCGCAAGAUCCAUGUGGUGGAUACACCUGGCAUCCUGGACACCUCCAAGAGUGCAAAGAUCAUUGAGAGGGAGAUCACCAAGUGCAUCCAAAUGUCCAGUCCUGGGCCUCACGUCUUCUUGCUGGUGCUGCAGGUGGGCAGAUUCACCAAAGAGGAGGAGCACUGUGUGGAAGCUCUGGAGAAGAUCUUUGGUCCAUGCGCGGCUCAGUUCAUGAUUGUCCUGUUCACACGUGGAGAUGAGCUGAGAGGCAGAAGCAUCCAUGAAUAUGUGCAGGAGGGCAGCCCCAAACUCCGAGAGGUCAUCAACAAAUGUGGCAACCGCUACCACGUCUUCAACAACAAGAAGCGCCACGACCGCUCCCAGGUCGUCCAACUCAUCAAGAUGAUCGACCAAAUGGUGGCAGCCAAUGGAGGAGGCUACUUCACUGAGGACAUGUAUGACAGAUCUUACUCUGGGGCACUCCUGACCAAGGCCACAUCUGUGUCCAUGCCCCUGCUGCCCUUGGCCCCCACAGCCAACCCCAGCCCACAGUCCACCGUGGAGGGCAACUUCUACAGUGACCUGUUAGAGAGGAUCGCGCAGUUCCAGGCCAUCCUGGCUGCAACCGGGAAAGCAGCCCCUUCCUCAGAACCACUAGAGGGACCAGCCUAGAGCAAAUGCCCCUACAGACAGAGGUGUAGUGGGCGUGAUACACGGGGGUACGCCAUCCACCCACUUGUCUCGAUGUGAGAUAUAAAAAAAUAACAAAUAUAAAAUAGUCUAAACUUAAAUGUCAAACUGAAGCUACUGGUAAUGGUGAAAACAACCUGCAUAGACUCAUGAUAUCUGCACUACUUUCCUAUAGAAACCUGAACCAGGACUGAACCAGGACUGAACCAGGACUGAAUGUUGGGACGGGUCCGGAGGUGCACUUGCAUAGACUGUCAGAUGACCGAGGGUCCUUGCGCAAAACUCCAUACCUCAACUGCCUUAGUCCUGGUUUAAUCCUGGAUUAGUCCUGGUUUAGUCCUGGUUCAUGUGUCUGUGCUGUGACUCUGCAUCAUUUUGAAUCGUGUUCCCUUGUUAAAAAAUCUCCAGUACACCAUGGCCUCCAGAGGCCACACUGAUUGAAGUAUCCCCCCUUCUGUGGAGUCAGUGGGUUGUUGUUUGUUCUGUAAAAUGUGAAAUGGAAUUUUCUGUGUGGAGAAUGUGUGUGAGAGGAAUUAUGCACUAACAGAAUCACAACCAAGUCUAUAACUAAGACCAAAGACCCUUUGGGUGUGAUAAGAUAAGUCUUUUGUGUGUGUUCAUUUGAUCGUUGUCUUGCAUAACUGUACAAAGUGAAAUGAUUCAUAUACAUUUACCAAAUGUAAUCGAAGUAGAACAUGAAAUCAUUAUGCAAAUAGUUUAGAUGUGUCCCGCUUGGUUACAUUAAAGUGUAUAUUACAGCUACUGAUGAUUCACUCCUUUUGACUUAAUUUGUUAGUUAGUUGUAAAUAUAAAUUAUACGUUAAUCAUAGUCAAGAAGCAGUUUGUAAAAAAGUUGACGAAUAUGUCGUAGAAGUAGAGAAUUCUAUUUCAGCCUCAGUUUAGGAAAUACAUUUAGGUUUGGCAAACUGUAUGACACGGUUAUUGGGUAACAAUUAUGGAAUUUCCUAGCGUCAUGUCAUGGUUUCCAGGCAGGAAGUAAAAUUUGAAACAUGUAGUUAAUUAACUGAUUUAUUUAUUACACUGCAAAAAAAACAACAACAAAAAAAAACAUCUAGUCAAGUUAGGGUGACUUGAGUUAAGAAGGUUUUAUCAUGACUUGAGUAAAUUUCCCUUGACGAGUAAAAUGAUCUGCCAGUGGAAUAAGACUUUUUGUACUUAAAAUAAGAAACAAAAUCGAAUGCUGCUUGAAUUAAGAAAAACACACUUAUUCCAUUGGUAGAUCAUUUGACUUGUCAAGUUGAAUCUACUCAAAUAAAGUCGAAUGUUCUUGAUUUAAGUCAUUUUAAUUUAUGUAGACAUUGUUUUUUUCAGUGAACAUUACAGCUGUCAUAGGCACUUUAAGUCUGUUCAAAUGACCACAUUUUAAU